AUGUACGAGCUAGUGACUGGAGUUGCAGUGUUUGAUGGCCUCCCAACUACUGUGAAACUGGAGGACAGUGAGGGGCCAGGCACGCUUGUGGCCAACGUCACUGUCAACUGUACAUCCUCCAGUGCAUUCAGUGCAUCUCUGAAGAACAUCAGCCCCACGACUUCUUUUUUCAAUCCUGUAAACUACUUAACUACUGAUGCCACGGAUGUGCGCCUUAGUCCCAGUGCUUUCCUGGAUGCCCGACAGGUGUCUCAGUACACCUUGACACUCAGUGCACAGUGUAUGCCAACAGAACCUGCCACUGAAGCAAAGCUCUCUAUUGAGCUCACCAGGACGGACAGAUUAAACUGCAGCAGCUCAUUUUCUGGCACAGGGGACGUGGUCCAAGUCUCAGAAGAUGUUGCUCCUGGAACAGUCAUUUACAGCACCGUUGUGAAGAAGCCAGGCAUCAGCACCUUGACUUUUUCUAUUGAGGAUGCCUCUAUGCUUUUCAAUAUAACCACAGAAGGAAGAGUGAUGGCACCUGCCACAGGUUUCACUCGUGAGCAAGCUGGCAAGACAUUCUCAAUGAAGAUUGUGGUAAAAGGCAGUGAUGGAACCAUCUGCCACAGACCUUUGUCAGUAAGGGUAAUGCCAGUUUACCAUAACAAAGUCAAUUUCACGGAGUCAUCAGUAGCAGUAUCUGUGUUGGAAAACCAAGGCCCCCUCCAGGACAUAACAACAGUCCAUGCUAGUGGGGAGAAUGUGAUUUACCAGAUCAUCUCCCCAGUCACAGAUUAUUUCACCAUUGACCCAGAGAAUGGUGUGAUAAAGAACACGUACAACUUGGAUCUGCAACGCAGUUCAGGUUUGGCCCAAACCCAAUUGCUGGUGAAAGCCUACAACAUGCUACAUCCCAGUGAUAGUGCCACCAUCACAGUCAACAUUACUGUACAACAGAAGAACUUGCAAGGACCUGUGUGCACUCCUGCUAUAUUAGUAGCUGAAAUUCCAGAGAACACCCCAGUUGGUUGGACCCUGUCUCCUUGGAAUGUGCCUACUUGUUGGGAUGCAGAGAGUGGCAACAAUACCCUUCAUUACCAAAUGGAGGAUGGCCAGAACCCUCCGUAUAGUUUCCGAAUAAAGGAUAAGUUGCUUCAGCUGAACACUACUUUGGAUUGUGACUCUGAGGUUAUGGCCAGUCGUAACUUCCAGUACCAAGCUGCCAUUCUGGUGACAGACAAUGGAAGCCCCCAACAGACCACCAGAGUGCCUGUGCUGGUGACAGCGGGCAGAGUGAAUGAGUUCGCCCCACAGUGUUCACAACGGACCUUUACCAUACCAGAGAAUGCUGCCUUUGGAGCCCUUGUUGGCAAUGUCAAUGGGACUGACCGAGACUAUCCCUUCAACAACAUUGAAUACAGCAUCCUGGGGGCUCCCACUGCAUUCUACAUUGGCCGUCGCACAGGGGAGCUGCAAGUACUACAACAACUGGACUAUGAAAAGGAAAAGUCAUACAGGCUGACCAUCCUUCUGCAUGACCUGGAUAAUGGUGCUGGAUCCCGGAAGUCAACACUGUGUAACAUCACCAUUAAUGUGCAGGAUGUGAAUGAUUGGCCCCCUGUGUGUAAACCACCCUUUCAGCUGCAUAGCAUAUGUUCCACAGUGGCCAGAACCGAGAGUGUUACACAACUGCAAUGCGAGGAUAAAGAUGAACGAAGUGAACUGAGCUACAACAUCAUUGGUGGUAAUACAAAUGGGCGUUUUCGCAUGGUGGGGAGUAGUCUCUUCCCCAACACCUUCUCCUACAACCCCGAUGGUAUUUUGGACCCUCCCAUCUUUGAGCUUCUGGUGAAAGUGACGGAUAGCCGUAGUGAACCUCAGUUCAGCACCACAGCCAUUGUUGUUGUCCAUGUGGUCCAGUGUCCUACAACAGCGCCUACCACCACCACCACUACUACUAUGACAGUAUCCAAGAAGCCCAUCAUUUUGCACAGGACAGAGGAGUACUGGGCACCAGACCCCUGGUUCGUGGUAGUCCUUACGGUCACCGGAGCUCUCUUCCUCUCAGCCUUGGGUUUGCUGUUCUGGCAUCUCUGCUGGAGGAAGGCACCAGCUGGAAAGAUAUCUCAGCCCCUCCUGCAGAACCGGGGGAAAGGACUGGAAAGAAACAACAUCAUAACAGAAGAGCCAAACAAGGACAAAGGGAAAGGUUCUGCUACAGUGCUGAGUCUGGAACACCAGUUUGAUGGCCGUGCUCAGGACCCUGUCACAGGUCAAUAUUACCUGUUUGACACCAGCACUGGAGCACGGCGCUGGGUGUGAGCAUGACCUAUUCCAGCUGAAGGACAGGACUGCAGCAUGAUUGAGGAGAGAUGAAGAACAGGCUUUGUGCACAACACCAGUACUGUAACUUAUAUAUGUUAUGGGUCAUAGCACCUGCCUUAUAAGUUAGGAUAGAGAACAAACUUUCUCAUCAGUUGUCGCUAAUUAUUUACAUCCACUUUGUUUAUGUGCUUGGGGAAACCUCUGAUCUGGCCAGGUCUUUUGCUCUAGCCAAAUAUAAUUAUAAAAGUAUAUUUUAUAAGCUUCAAGGACUAAGGUUACAACAUUUGUUUCUUGCCCUGGUCUUGUGCCUUUAACAGCAGCCUAAUGCAGAUGAUGCUUUUCCUACCACUUACCUCCAUGCCUGGAAAAGCUUCCAACCAAUGAGAACAGAAGGCAUCACACGGUGGGCAUGGGCUGGAAAUCAGGGUGCCUCUCAGAUUUAGAGCAUGGUGAGUCAGUGCUUUCAUCAAUGGGUGGUUGCACAUUCUACAGAUGGAAGCAAAGGCUCACUGGGGUUGAUUGAGUGGGAAGAAAGAGCAGAAGCCCUGAAGUUGUAGGCACUGGCUGGGUGUUAGUAAACCUAGCUUAUUCUACAUGCAGCUAUGAAUUAGAAAGCAGAAAGCUUCUGAUGCAGGCUUUGCUGAUGCAUUUCUUCAGCUCCCAUGAUAUGCUGUGAAAUCUUCCUGCUUCUCUCACUGAAAUAUCAUGUGUGCAUUUCUUCCCUUUAGUGUGUUCUAUUUAGAGCUUCAGGUGCAUGGACACACACUUGCUUUUUAAGUCACCUAGAUUUUCUGUGACUGGGAUGCAGAAUCCUUGGUGGUGGUUACUUAGGAAUGCUGAACUAUCAAGAAAAUAAGAAACAGAUUAAUCAGUGCUCUGAACUCCUGUGUUGGACUGGAUGUGCUAAACCAAACAUUCAAAAAUAAAGGGGCAUUGCAGAGUUGUGUGUUUGUUCUGUAGCA
Hemicordylus capensis (graceful crag lizard) is the source of this 3269-nucleotide messenger RNA. RefSeq names its product cadherin related family member 4 (gene CDHR4). The transcript is spliced from 20 exons. Gene Ontology annotation, cellular component: membrane; cell-cell junction. Gene Ontology annotation, biological process: homophilic cell-cell adhesion. Gene Ontology annotation, molecular function: calcium ion binding. The record is from RefSeq and is a predicted model, not a curated record. NCBI's taxonomy places the organism in Eukaryota, Metazoa, Chordata, Lepidosauria, Squamata, Cordylidae. The coding region runs from base 1 to 2304 and encodes 767 amino acids.